CACUCUACGUUGAAUCUAUCUACAAUCGUCCAAACCAACCCAGCUAACUCUCAAAUCUCAACACUGUCAAAGUUGAAAAUUUUUUGUAACGGUACAAUACAACUGAAGAAACGUGUGUGCAGUUGAAAAAACUUUUGCUUGGAUUGGGAAUUGUGUCAGUAUCAGUGCCUAGAGUUUAACACUGCACUGCCAUCCAUAAAUGAUUGAACACAAAUUAGUGGAAGUCAAGCCCAUUUCUACUCAACCUCAAAAAGCUAAACUAAAGAAAAGUUCACCGGAUGAGUUCGAUGAAGUAACUUUCAAUGAUGAAGAACUAAAUUCACCUCUUUUCAACAGUAUGAAUGUCAAUUGUCAGACAAUCGGCAACAAUUUCAUUGAUGAUGCAGAGGAACUGAUUAAUCACAUGACCGGCAGUCUGCUUGUUGAAAUGAAGGCAAAAAGUUUUCCCCUUGUAAAUCAGAGAGAGGAGUUGCUGGUCAAAGACGAAAAAGAUUUUAUUGAUCAGCUGAACUGCUCUGAAGGUAGCCAAGUGAAAGUUGUUUCCAUAUUUGGGAACACUGGUGAUGGGAAAUCUCACACACUUAAUCACACGUUCUUCAAUGGGGAACCUGUCUUCAAGACCUCCUCUCAUCAGAAUGCUUGCACGAUAGGGGUGUGGGCUGCAUAUGAUGAUUUACACGGGGCAAUCAUAUUGGAUACAGAAGGUCUUCUUGGUGUUUCAGCAAAUCACAAUCAGAGAACAAGAUUACUCCUUAAGAUUCUGGCAAUAUCUGAUGUGGUGAUCUAUAGGACAAGAGCUGAACGACUGCAUAGUGAUUUGUUCCAAUUUCUUGGCGAUGCUUCUCAAGCCUAUUUGAGGCAUUUCAUCAUUCAACUGACGGCUGCAUCCAAGCGUCUUCAUUUGGAUUCAAAUGCAUACACAUCUCUUGGACCAAGCCUCACCAUAUUUCAUGAAACAUUGCACACAGAUAUUCUUGCAAAAGGAGCUACUGAGCCAGCCGAAAAAUUUAUCAGGGAUAGAUUCCAUGAGAUGAAUUUGAGUUGCAAUGCUUUUUCUUCCAUUCAUUAUGUGGGAACAAAAACUUCGCGUGGUCCUACAAACUUCUCAGGCCUCCUGGUGUCAGUCAAAAAACAAUUACUAAAUAACGAAGUUAGAUGUUCCAGACGACCUGCAGUUGUCUUUCAAACUCUUAAGAUUUUGAACGAUAGGUUUGCUGGAAGUAUUGACCAGGAGAUCCCAAACAUGUUUCCUGAUCAGUAUUUCACCUGCAGGAUCCAGUGUCUUGCAUGCCAUACUCGUUGCGUGCAUACUAUGAAUCACUCUCUGGAUGAGCAGCCCCACGAAGCGCACCCAAAUUCGAAAUGCAUACAUCAACCACAGUACCAAAACACUGUAUAUACUUGUAAGGCCUGUCACAAAAGAGGUCAGACUGUGAUUGUUGUUCCAAAGACAUCUGCAUCAACCGAGAGUGCUUGGUUGAGUCUUGCUAGCUAUGCAUGGUCUGGAUAUGUGCUGGAAUGCAUAAAUUGUGGAGUCAUUUAUAGAAGUCGACAACACUGGUACGGCAAUCCUGAACCGGAGAAGACAGUUGUUCGAACAGAAAUUCACCAUGUUUGGCCUGGAGGUAACCUGGUUUUGCAAGGUACGCACAACGCUGCCCGUCGUCUGGUUGAUGGAAUACAUUACGUUUCAGAUACAAUUGCUGGCGUAGGAGCAGGACCCGCCAAGGCAGUUUCUAAUUGGAUGGCCGACAAAAUUGCUCCUCCUUACUGGGAAUUGAAUGCUAACAUUAAGACCUGUCGAAAAUGUGAAAAGUUGUUUGACGAAUACACUGCCAUUCAUCACUGUAGAUCGUGCGGCAAGGGAUUCUGUGAUGCCUGUUCCUCUAAAAAGCGACCUGUACCAGAAAGAAAUUGGGGAAUGAGCCCGGUGCGAGUAUGUGAUGACUGCUACGUUCUUACCAAUGUGAACCAUUUUAAAGAAUCAGACAGUGGUGUAGACACCAGCCAAUUGAUGCCUCGAAUGGUCGGUGAAGCUUUUGGUAGCACAGUAAAUGUUCUUAGUCAGAUUGUUAACUAUCCUUUAGAGGCUUUAAAGGAUGCCGCAAGACCAGCAUAUUGGGUUCCAGAUGGAGAAAUCAAAGAAUGCUGUGUUUGUAAACUUCCGCUCAACCCAUCAUCAUCAUUGUCAAGUGCGGUUCAUCACUGCAGAGCAUGUGGUCAAGGCGUUUGUGGAAAGUGUUCAAGCAAUCAGAGACCAGUUAGAUCUCGUGGCUGGGAUCAUCCUGUAAGAGUCUGUGAUCUUUGCUUUGAUAGGAAGGAUUUAUGAAAUUACAUUAAGAAAGCGAUUUGUAACACGGUGACCGAUUUUGUACAUGUUCCAUUUUUUAAUUUGAGUACAAAAUUUUCUAACACUUCUCAACUUCAUCUAUUUUUAUCAUCGUUUUGUUUCACGUUGCACAUUUGGUCAAGAUCAUGUCACAAAACUAUUAUAGCUAGCUAACCGUAGCUAUUUAUAUUUACUUUGCCUUUUGAUCAUUUGAGUUUUUUCGUCAACAUUUUGAAUGGUUCUACCGUGAAACAAACUAAGUAUUUAGAUAUUUAUUUUGUACAAUA
Helobdella robusta is the source of this 2616-nucleotide messenger RNA. RefSeq lists its product as hypothetical. Gene Ontology annotation, molecular function: metal ion binding. Bases 200 to 2329 code for a protein of 709 amino acids. The record is from RefSeq and is a predicted model, not a curated record. Lineage: Eukaryota; Metazoa; Annelida; Clitellata; Rhynchobdellida; Glossiphoniidae. The transcript has 17 exons.